Molecule: messenger RNA, 788 nt
Organism: Drosophila pseudoobscura
Lineage: Eukaryota; Metazoa; Arthropoda; Insecta; Diptera; Drosophilidae
Exons: 2
Coding region: 176-538 (120 amino acids)
Source: RefSeq, a predicted model, not a curated record
GAACUAGUAGUCACUCCGACACGAGUAUACAUCAGUGUGUCGUCUCGACAGUGCCUGUAAGGAGAGAAAUUUCUACGAUUUCUGCUCGAAAAUAUUAUAUAUUUCUUCAAAAUCCCUUACACUACUAGCAGUGAACCUUUUUAAACCGUGUGUUUUUGCACCCUAAGAGCUUGCAAUGACAGAAUCUGAGGAAGAAAAGCCAUAUCUAACAUAUUUGCCGAUGAGGUCUGGCUUUAUUUACAAAUUAACCUCUCCCGUGAAAGUCCAUAUCGUAAACCUCACUUUGGACAAAGGAUAUGAUGCGCAAUUGCGACUUCAUUCCAAGGACCGUAUCACUGUGGAGGCCACUCUCGAUUCUGAGAACUCCGAUGAAUACCUCGACCUAGUCUUGGAGGGGAACGAUUGCAUUGAUCUGAAAAGCGAGACAAAUGCAACGGUGGAUGUAGUGGGCUACAUGGAGGGGUUUUGCUUCGGCAAUGACAAAGAGUUCGUCACUCUGAAGAAAGUUUUUCAAGAAACAAAGGAAACAUUAGAUUAAACCAAACCACCCAGAACAUAUUCCACAUAGUUACACAAAAUCUGCUCUAAAAAUAUCACCACAAUCUCAUAAUUCAAAACGAAAGAGACACCUUGAUCAUGGAGUAAUUGGAGAUACAUACAUCAUAUCAAUUAUAUACAUAUACAUAAAUUACUUAUAUCUUGAAUGUCAGCCAAAGCUCUUUCAACUCUUUUCCAAUUAAAUGAUAUGCGAUUUGUGCGAUUAAAAUGAUUUACCUAUACAAAUACAA